Molecule: messenger RNA, 3276 nt
Organism: Anopheles marshallii
Lineage: Eukaryota; Metazoa; Arthropoda; Insecta; Diptera; Culicidae
Gene: Ranbp16
Product: ran-binding protein 16
Exons: 11
Coding region: 1-3276 (1091 amino acids)
Biological process (GO): protein export from nucleus
Cellular component (GO): nuclear pore; cytoplasm
Molecular function (GO): small GTPase binding; nuclear export signal receptor activity
Source: RefSeq, a predicted model, not a curated record
AUGGAAGAGCCGGAGCUGCUUGAGAUAUUGUGCAAGCAGUUCUAUGAAUCCCGCGAUGCCCAACGACGGGUCGAGGCAGAGAAGGUGUUGUACCACUUCCAGGAUGACCCCGAAGCGCUUUCCAAGUGCCAAACGUUGUUGGACCGAGCAAACUCGAGCUUCUCGCAACUGUUUGCCACCACCAUCCUGACCAAGCUGGUGACGAAGAACAUACAAGUCUUGCGAAUGCAGCAACGUGUAGACAUACGGAAUUACGUGCUUAAUUAUUUAGCAACCCGUCCGAAUCUGCAGCCAUUCGUUAUCCAAGCCUUAAUAUCGCUGCUGGUCAAGAUAACCAAACUCUGCUGGAUUGAUAUGUACGAUAGCGAGUAUGUGUUCCAAAACAUCCUGCAAGAUGUGAAGGAGUUCCUGGGUGGUUCGGUAGAACACUGCGUUAUAGGAGUACAAAUUCUGUCGCAACUGACAGUGGAGAUGAAUCAACAAUCGGAAGCGGCAUGCAACCUCACCUUUCCCAAACACCUUCGCAUUACGAGCUUGUACCGCGACAAAAUGCUGUAUGACAUCUUUAUACUAGCCUGUACGCUACUUAGUCAGGCGAAGGAUAGCGUAUGCAAGAACCAAAACUGUCUCGAUGAAGCCCAGCAAGGACUGUUCACUCAUCUGCUCGAGCUGGCGCGGAAUUGCUUGAGCUACGAUUUCGUUGGUGCCACUGCCGAUGAGUCGUCGGAUGAUAUCGCUACGGUGCAAAUUCCGACCAACUGGCGGCCUGCCUUUUUAGACUCGGAGUCCGACUCGCUGAAAUUGUUCUUCGAUCUAUACCACAUGCUGCCAACGCAUCUAUCUAGCCUGGCGCUAUCCUGUUUGGCGCAGAUUACAUCGAUUCGGCGCUCGAUCUUUAGCAACCCGGAGCGUAUUAAGUUUCUCACAAAGUUGGUAAAAGGAGCGACCGACAUUCUCAAAACAUCACACGGAUUGAGCGAUCCCGAGAACUACCAUGAGUUCUGCCGAUUAUUGGCGCGCUUAAAAUCCAACUACCAGCUCAGUGAACUGGUCAUAGUUGAAAACUACCCCGAAGCAAUUCAGCUAAUAGCCAAGUUUACGGUACAAUCACUGCAAAUGUGGCAAUCGGCACCGAAUAGCAUUCAUUACUUGCUGUCGCUAUGGCAACGAUUGAUCGCGUCAUUACCGUACGUGAAAUCACCGGAACCGCAUUACCUAGAAACCUACACACCGGAGGUGACAAAAGCAUUCAUUACCUCCAAGCUGGACGCCGUCCCAGUGAUUGUGCGAGAAGGGCUCGAAGACCCAGUAGACGAUACCGACAUGGUACAGCAGCAGUUGGAGCAGUUUGCUACGAUUGGUCGUUGUGAGUACGAUAAAACCUGUGCACUGCUGGUGCAGCUAUUCGACCAAACGGCCAACCGCUACCAAGAGAUACUGUCCAGUCCUUCUGCGGCAAAUCAUAUCGAUUUGCAAAUAUGCGAAGGACAACUAACGUGGUUAGUGUACAUCAUUGGCGCCUCGAUCGGUGGCCGAAUCGCAACUCCCUCGUUCGACGAUCAUGACGUGCUGGAGUGUGACAUUAUCAUUCGAGUGCUGCAGCUGAUGACGCUAACGGAUUCGCGGCUGCCCCAGUGUGGCUGUGAAAAGCUGGAAUUAGCCUUCAUGUAUUUCCUAGCGCAUGUACGCAAGAUCUACAUCACGGAACACAUGCAGAAGUUGAAAAUGUUCCCUCGCCUGUCCGAGAUACUGGGAGUAAGCGAUGACGAUAUGACCAUGCUGACGGUCACAAGCCGGAAGAUCAUAACAAAUCUUAAAUAUUUAGGCAACUCGGAAUCGGUACUACGAAAGACGCUUGCUUUGCUGAACGAUCUGACCUUAAUCUGCUCUUCCGUGCGAAAGCUUAUUAAAUUAGACGAAAUUCAGUUUAUGCUCAACAAUCGUACGCGUGAACACUUUUCGUUCCUAGGAUCCGGUACGGUAGCAGCCACACGCUGCCGUAGCAUGUUUUACACUUGCCUUGGCCGUUUGCUGAUGAUGGAUCUCGGAGAAGAUGUGGAACGGUUCAACACAUUCAUGAUGCCGCUCACGAAAACGAUCGAGAACAUAAUAAUGAUGAACUUUCCAAGCGAAGAAGCAAAGAAGGAGUUAAUUGGACUGUCGCGUGAUCUACGAGGAUUGGCGUUAGCGUUUAAUGCUAAAAUACCCUACAUGAUGCUGUUUGACUGGAUCUAUCCGGACUAUUCGCCUAUUUUAAUUCGCGCUGUGCAAAUGUGGGCCCACGAUCCUACGGUUACGACGCCUGUGCUGAAAUUGUUCACCGAGCUAGUCUACAACCGAUCGCAGCGUUUGCUGUUUGAUGUGUCUAGUCCAAACGGUAUCCUGUUGUUCAGAGAAACGUCCAAGUUGAUCUGUUGUUACGGAGAAAGCAUGCUGUCGCUUAAUGUGCCCAGCGAGCAGAUGUACCCGAUGAAGCUGAAAGGAAUUUCGGUGUGCUUUCAAAUGCUGAAACAAAUCCUCAGCGGAAAUUACGUAAAUUUUGGCGUGUUUAAAUUGUACGGAGACAACGCUCUAGACAACGUGCUUAACAUGACCGCCAAACUGAUAUUGACCAUCCCGCACGAGGAUAUACUAGUUUACCCGAAGCUAUCGCUAUCUUACUACACGCUUAUACAGUGCUUAGCCCAGGAUCACAUCUCAUACCUGUCCACACUGGAACCACCGCUGUUUUUGUACAUUCUAGAAAGUAUAUCCCAAGGAUUGAAUGCAUUAGAAACCGUGAUUUGUUCAUCUUGUUGCCAAACGUUGGAUCACAUUGUGACGUACAUUUUCAAACAGCUGCAACUGAAUGUUUCUACAUUCCCAAACAAGAAACAUCGCCAGGCAGUUCCGCCGGAAAACAACAUGUUUUUGAAAGUGAUGGAAUUACACCCCGAAAUACUGCAGGGCCUGCUAUCGAGCAUGAUGAACAUAGUUAUGUUCGAAGACUGUAAACAUCAUUGGUCCAUGUCCCGCCCGUUGCUCGUGUUAAUACUAUUGUACGAGGAUUGCUUUCGACGUAUCCGUGAAACGUUCAUUCAAUCCCAACCCGUGGCUAAGCAACAAAACAUUGCGCGACUGUUCGAUGUGCUGAUGGAUGGUAUCGAGCGAAACCUGCUCACUCAGAAUCGGGACAAAUUUACGCAAAACCUGUUGCAGUUCCGCCGAGACGUUAAUGCAUCUCUCAAGAUUACUCCGCAGCCAAACUCAACGGCAAACGAAAUGGUAGUGUAUUGA